Leptinotarsa decemlineata (Colorado potato beetle) is the source of this 3834-nucleotide messenger RNA. RefSeq lists its product as uncharacterized. Gene Ontology annotation, cellular component: Cul4-RING E3 ubiquitin ligase complex; intracellular membrane-bounded organelle. Lineage: Eukaryota; Metazoa; Arthropoda; Insecta; Coleoptera; Chrysomelidae. Gene Ontology annotation, biological process: autophagosome assembly; mitophagy. Gene Ontology annotation, molecular function: ubiquitin-like ligase-substrate adaptor activity; protein binding. The record is from RefSeq and is a predicted model, not a curated record.
UAUAUGUGAACAGUGUAAACUAUUGUGACAAGUUCUGCUUCAAUUAAUUCAAUUUUCAAGCUGAUAGGAAACCUUGCUUACGUGAAUAGUGUUUUUUACGUUAGUUAUUUUCGUAUAUUGUAAGAAAACGAUCCAUAUUUCGUUGUGAGAAGAUCAAAUGCUCAGGCCAAGUUGACAAGAAAGAUGAAUAAAGAUGAUUUUGACCUUAUUCAACAGUUGAGAAGAGAUCGAAAUGAUUUGAGUAUUGAUCUAGAAGACAGAAGACUUGGAUUUGUAAAGAAAAAUGUACGAACCAAAGAAAACAUUGCUUUGUUUGCAGAGGAACAAUUCGCCAGGAAAACGAAUUAUAAUGAAAUGCGAUGUGAGAUGCCUGGUACUCCCAGAUCAACCUUCUUGAUGGUCUUCAGUCCGGAUGGAUCGAAGGUAGCCUCAACCCAUGGUAAUCACAAUAUUUAUAUCACUGAUCUGCGAAGCGGUAAACAUAUCAAAACUUUAGUGGGGCAUCCAAGGACUCCAUGGUGUAUAGCCUUUCACCCGACGUCCAAUCAAAUUAUUGCUUCAGGCUGCUUGGGAGGCCAGGUUCGGAUAUGGGACCUGAGUGGUGGAAGUGAGGUUUGGACCACCUCAAAUGGUACCGUCAUAGCCUCAUUAGCUUUUCACCCUAACGAUAGAGUAUUAGCCAUUGCUACUUUUAAUUUCGUUUACUUUUGGGAUUGGAGUAAAUCUGAACCUUUUGUUCAAGCUGCGACAUACAAUACUAAAGAAAAGGUACGUUAUGUGGCUUUUGAUUCCUUGGGUCACAAACUCAUUACGGGCAUUGCAAAUAGCCCAAUGACUAGAUGGGAAAGGGUGAGUGCUCCUGUACCAGUUCCUAGGCAAGAACGUUGUGCCAGUCCUUAUAGAAGGAGAAUCACUCAAAGACUUGUCAGUCACAAUAGUAAUGUCAGAGUGACUCCAAAUCCCGCGUCAUCAGAAUCUGCUCGCAAUGUCACUGUCACGACAGAUGUGGGUUUGUCGGAUAGAGAGAGAAGAAUCACUAUGUGUUACAGAAAUUUAGUUAGAGAAUAUGAGCAACUUGUACAUAGAUAUUUGCAACUAUAUAGACCACCGACAAUGAUUGACCGCGGUACUGAUCCCAUGGAGCCGAAUCCAUGGAUUAACAAUAGUGGUACCCAAACAACGGAACCUCAACCAAGUACGAGUAGUACCACUACUAGUACUUUUGUGCAAUAUACAGAGAAUGGUGAGAAUACUCAAAAUGUCGACCCCACAGUUCCAAGCACCUCUAGAAGUACAGGUCACGCUGAUCCUGCAAUUCCGAGCACCUCUAGAAGUACCGAUCAUAUUGAUCGUGCGAUUCCUAGCACAUCUAGAAGUACCGGCCAUGUUGAUCCUGGACCUUCUACCUCUGGAAACACCGGCCCUAGUACAUCUGGUAACUCACGUAUUGAGGGAGAAGAUGCAAACACUGGAGAUAACUCUCCCACACCUAGUACUUCCUCUAAUUCCCCCCAAAAAUCUCAAAAUCUGUUGACUCCCAGCCGCAUAUUCUCAGUCAUUAAGAAGCCCAAUACGCUCAUCCGAGGCACGCAAACUUCUGAAUCUAGGAAACACAAAUCGGAAGACUGUGAAGAACCAAAAGAGAAGAGGAUGAGAAGUAAUGAUUUGAACGGCGACUACGUGGUACAACAGAAUGGAAUGACCAACAAUACAGAUAAUGGAAAUGUUCCUAGUCAGAGUGAUCUGACCGUGAAUGAUGCCGUCAGGUUAAGCGGAGAGGACGAAGAAAGCUCUAUCCAGUCAGCCAUCAAUAGUUUACCUGGGGAGUCGUACGCUAGGGCAGUAUCUAUCCAGAACGAAAUCCAAAUGGAAAGGGAAAUUCAUUCUCAUCUUAUCGAUCAGAUCCCUGGAAGUAGUAGUAGUAGCAAUAGUAGAGAAGGAGACUCUUCAAAUUUGACCGCACAGAAUAAUGUGGACGAGCUACUGUCUAGUAUAAGAAGAACUGCAGAGGAAGAAGUCAGGAAUAGAAUUCUGCCGAUCAUCAGGUCUGUUCCAGCCAACGACAGAGCCGAAUUGAUAAGACUUUUCGAAAGCAGCAGGGAGCACGUAAGAAUGCGCUUUAGACAAAUGUAUCCAGUAUUUAUGAAGACUCCAAGCCGAAGGCUGCCCAAUAAUAUGACGGAUACCACUUCGGGUAGUAGUUCUUCGGAGGAAGAGCUCGCUUCCAAUGCUCGGCUGGGUAGGCACAGUUCCGAAUCCAUAACGGCCCGUGGUAACAACUCCUCAUCUGUGAAUACUAUCGGCAGUACAGGAGCGAACAACAGCAGUCCUAUUCUAAUGACCACUGGAAACAGUAACACCGUUAGAAAUUUCAAUACUGAGCUGGAGCAGCUUUUGACUUCCCUACUGACGGAAAUUGAGAGAAACGAGACUGACAGCACAGAAGCAAAUGAAAACCCUUCGUCAAGUACUCAACCACCUCCAUCAGAAGAUAAUCAGGAUUCUCCUCCUCGUUUAAUAUCUUUGGGAACAAGGCCCCCUUUGCCUACUACAACAAGUUACGGUUGUCACUCGAUACCACCACACAGUCAUGAGCGAUACACGCCCCUCAAUUCAUCACAAGCAAAUAACUCUUCGGCUACUGUGGCACCCAUUACAAUCUCCCCGCUCCCAACAAACUUGCUGUUCCAGGAAUUCAUUCAGGUGUUUCAGAACCGCUUCGAUGGCGAACGCACGAGAGAACCGUCUAUAGACGCGCGAUCGGGAGAAUCGUCUAGAGACGCGCGAUCGGGAGAAUCGUCUAGAGACGCGCGAUCAGGAGAAUCGUCUAGAGACACGCGAUCAGGAGAAUCGUAUAGAGACGAACGAUCGGGAGAAUCGUCUAGAGACACGCGAUCAGGAGAAUCGUCUAGAGACGAGCGAUCGGGAGAAUCGUCUAGAGACACGCGAUCGAGAGAAUCGUCUAGAGAAGCACGGCCGGGAGGAUUGUCUAGAGACGCGCGAUUGAGUGAAUUGUCUGUAGACGCGAGUCGGAGAGAAUCGUCUCUGGACGCGCGACUUCGGGAAUCGUCUUUAGCCGCGCGAUUAAGUGAUUCACCUAUGGACACUGGUUUGAGAAAUUCAUUUAUGGACUUGGGUUCCAGGGAAUCAUCUUCAGAUACGCGAUUUAGGCAGGCUUCUCUAUAUGCUCAGGUGAGGCAGCUCUCUAUGGAAGCGCGAUUGAGACAGGCUACUUUGGACGCGAGUUCGAGAGGUUCUCCAUCUUUGCCUUUCAUGCGAUUGAGGGAUGCUUUAGAGGCGCGAUUUAGACAGGCUGAAGCAGAUGCCGGGUUGAGAGCAACAGAGGCAGUUCGGGAUUCUGGUUUAAGAACAACGAAUGGUUCUGGUACCGUGCCGAGCAACAGCACGGGAACCACGAAUUCAACAGUGUACACUUCUAGUGGAGGACCUGCAGCAAAUAGAAGGAGGUUUUUCUCGCACAGGAUAUCUGCCUUCAUGCCGACCAGGGUGGAUUUCACAAGGAGUGCGUCCAGAUCAGGUCCCAGCAGAUUGAGAAGGAACGUUACCACCCAUACCGUGGGUAGGACUAGGAUGGGUCCCAGACAAAGCCCUUCCAAUACUUUUGGUAUCGACGAGCUCAUGAACUAUUCAGAAUUGGAAAAUUCCGAAGACGAUUCCCCACCUCCCCCUCCUCCUCCUCCCGAUGCCGACCAUCCUGCAGAUCCUACAACCCUGCCCGAACCGUCCAUCAGUGCGAUGUAUUCGAAUAUUGUUCAAGAAUUGGAAUCCAGCCUGGAGAAUGUCGUCAGAUGGAGGCUUAAGGAAGGUGAUUGA